AUGACUGAGUACAUCCUCUCUAGGCGAGUGAGAGGGGAGAUAAGGUUAGAGAUGGGAUUAAGUUUAGCAUUAAGUUUAGGGUUAGGGUGCGGGGUCCGCGGGUGGGGGCGGGGGGCGGCCUGGCUGCGCGCGCUGCCCCGGAUCUGGUCCUAUGGCGUCACCCGCGGCGGACGACUCUUCUUCAUCAACAAGGAGUGUCAGAGCACGAGCUGGCUGCACCCCGUCACCGGAGAGGCCCUGCUCACCGGACACCGACGCCCCACCCCAGAUUUGCCCACCGGCUGGGAGGAGGCCUACACUUUCGAAGGAGCGAGAUAUUAUAUAAAUGAGACAUGA
Molecule: messenger RNA, 336 nt
Organism: Tachyglossus aculeatus (Australian echidna)
Lineage: Eukaryota; Metazoa; Chordata; Mammalia; Monotremata; Tachyglossidae
Product: pleckstrin homology domain-containing family A member 5-like
Exons: 2
Coding region: 1-336 (111 amino acids)
Molecular function (GO): protein binding
Source: RefSeq, a predicted model, not a curated record